AUAGUGUACCAGAAAGUGGUCAUUGCAGCAUGGAGUAUCUCAAAGUCCGAAGCCAUACAUCUGUAUAUUUGAGAGCUGUGAUUUAAAGAUGUUCUCUGAUCGAGAUGAAUUGCUUAUUCACGAGCUUGGACACUACCAAAACUGGCAGUGCUACUUCUGCGAAGAAAAUCGCAAUUUCCAACAGCAUGAGGAAUAUCAAAUUCACUUGGAGUCGACACACCCACAAACCCUCGCAAUCUCAGAGCUCUCAGCAAUCCUAGAAUUAAGCCAGCAUACUAUCGAUGACCUGGACACCGCCGACUGUCCGUUCUGUGAUGAUUGGGAGUAGCAACUGCCAGCUAUGAAGCACGAUAACACAAUGGGCUUCAGUGUUGGACUAGCUGAAUUCCAGCAGCAUGUGAGCGACCACAUGGAGCAAUUGGCCCUCUCUGCUUUUUCUAGCUCCCACACUAGAACAUCCGGUGACUUUGAUAAUGUCGCCGCUAUAGUUGACUCGAAACGUGCUUCUCUGGUACAGGAGUCACCAGGCACUUCGGGGGAAGCUACAGUCUUAUAUUUGGCCCAAUCAGAAUCCGUGGAGCAUAAAGAUAGCCAUUUCGACGUUCCAGCUCCUUCAAUGCCAAUAACGUCUGAUCGCGCUGCCCGAGAUAUUUUCCUCCAACAAGCGCGAAAGGGAGACGAACACAUUGAGCAAAGGAGUCAGCACAACAAAGUUCGAAGAAGCACCGAAGAUAUCCUACUCGACAAAGGGAAGAGAAUUGAGAACGAAACUCUACAGACGAGAAAACCCGUCGCUUCAUCAAAAAGUAACAAAGCUGUAUCUGGGAUGAGCUCUAGAGCUAUGGUUGUUCCAGCCACAGUCAGAAGCAAAAUAACCGUGGUGAACGGCACGUUCGAACUAGACAGCAAUUACACGCUUAGUGCAGUCGACGAGGACUUGCAAGUUUGCCUUGCUCUUCUAGCAAGCGUAGAACAAGAUCUCCUGUCCGCAAAACGACAGCUCUGGAGCCGGAGAACCAAUCAACAAACCCAAAUUUCUACUAUAGAUCUCGAGUAUCUCGAGCGGUGUAUCGAAAGGUCAGAUCAAGCAGCACUUUAUCUAGGCAAGCUUAUUCGAGGCUACGGUACUAGCAGUACUGAUCGUGGAAUUUCAACUCCAAGUCGAUUCAAAUGGGUUUUGCAAGGUAAAUACAAAUCUGCAAAUCGCGCAGAAGUAUUGAGAAUAGCGCAUACUAGUCUUGUAAGAGCGAUACAACGCAUGGGCAACGUCACUCCUUUUAUGAAGAGUCAGCCAGACGAAGAACAUAUCAAUCAAAGUAUUCCUCUAAGUAGCAUGCGAGAUGAGGAUCCAAGAGAAGCAUUAUUGAAAUAUGCAGAAUUGGCGAAGAAGGAUCCGCUGUUCACGAACGCAUGGAAGGAUACCCAGCCUGCUACUCAAUAUAGAGAUUUGAGUGACGAGGAAGAGGACGAUGGACCGGAUAAGAAAAAUCCAAUCACGUCUCAACUCGACUAUCCUCCUCCUCCUCCGCCUUACAACCCCCCAUCAUAUCUGGAAUCCUACUCUUACUUGGGACCUCAGACACAGACGAAGAUUUUGAGAAGUCCAAGUCAACAGCGCGCUCUCAAAGGCAAAAGCUCACUGCUUUUACGACCCGAGGAUAGGGUCCAAGAUAGGGCUCUCGAAAACGUGACAGUCUCCGAAGCGUUUCAAUCAAGUCAAACGUUGCUUGAACCUUCAUCAAAGAGUAUCCCAAGAGAACGGGACCUGAGUCGACCCAUGAGUAGGGAGAGAUAUGGAUCGAAAAUAGACUCUGUAGAGGAAGAGUCUGAACUUGGAGAGUACAUUGGAGGCUACUGAAUAUUGGAAACGCGAUUGCAAUUCAAACUUAUAAUUGUUUUGGCAUUGCUUGCUUUUGGAUUUGCACAAACAGGAGUCGUUGACACAAGACCUCCAUAGAUGCCACUUGGA
This is a messenger RNA of Mollisia scopiformis, 1969 nucleotides long. RefSeq lists its product as uncharacterized. The record is from RefSeq and is a predicted model, not a curated record. The transcript is spliced from 2 exons. NCBI's taxonomy places the organism in Eukaryota, Fungi, Ascomycota, Leotiomycetes, Helotiales, Mollisiaceae. Bases 341 to 1858 code for a protein of 505 amino acids.